This is a messenger RNA of Paraglomus brasilianum, 205 nucleotides long. The record is from the annotation of a GenBank genome assembly. Lineage: Eukaryota; Fungi; Glomeromycota; Glomeromycetes; Paraglomerales; Paraglomeraceae.
UGAUAAUAUAGAAACUGAUAUUUUUGAAGCAAAGUCACAUUUAGAGAAUCAAGGAUAUCAGGGACAGUUGCAGAGGCAAUUAAAAUCGUUAGAUCUAAUUGCCAAUAUUGGAUGCCUCGAUAUAUUCUUAUGGACCAAAGCGACGUUGAAGCUAAUGCAAUUGUACCAUUCAUACCAUGCGAACAUGGAUGAGGAGAAUCUAUGA